Magallana angulata is the source of this 2831-nucleotide messenger RNA. RefSeq lists its product as uncharacterized. Gene Ontology annotation, cellular component: plasma membrane. Lineage: Eukaryota; Metazoa; Mollusca; Bivalvia; Ostreida; Ostreidae. The coding region runs from base 341 to 1687 and encodes 448 amino acids. Gene Ontology annotation, molecular function: voltage-gated proton channel activity. The transcript is spliced from 9 exons. The record is from RefSeq and is a predicted model, not a curated record. Gene Ontology annotation, biological process: proton transmembrane transport.
UUCGACAUGUAUUCUCUUGGUCUAGCUUUCAGAUAGGACGCACGGUGUUGCCUGUUGACAGGUGUAGACCGAUCUUAUAGCGGUGAAGGGACCAAGAGUGUGUAUUGUCGAACAGAACGGAACAGCAAUUACAAUCCCAUCAAACUAGCAGUCGUAUACAGACCAAGAAACAUUUGAAAGAGAAUUUUGUGAAUUAUUUUUUUUAAUUCAAACCAGUCUUCGGAAUUUUUUUGGCUACCUAUCUGUGAAUGAUUUAACAUGUUUUGUGAAUGGAGUGUUGUGUUUAGGACAUACAUUUAGAAGAAAAAGAAGUGAAUUUUAGUUGGACUUUGCCCGUGGUAUGAAAGAUAUUUGGCAAAUGAAAACUUCAGAAGGAAAUAACAACUGCCUGCCUGGCAGAAGAAAACCAAGUCAAGGCUCUCGAUGUAAAAAGAGGCUUUCCAUUCUGUUACAUACGCACGUUGCUCUUAUUGGACUGUGCACGCUCAGCGUUCUAGAUGCAGGAUGUGUGAUAGGGCAAAUUAUCAGCGACAUUCUAAUCAUGAAAGACGAACUUCAAGAAAAGACUUUGAUGGAAAACCAUGCAAAGGAAACGCUGUUAAAUCUUUUCCCCGAACGCUUCAAUAAAACGAACUAUGAAAAGGCUAGUCUAGAAGAAAUAAUGGUCAUAAUGAAAGAGUGUUUCGACGAACUUCGGAAAGACGGAACGUUAAAGGGAAAGAGCAAGCUGGAACAUGCCUUGUCACCACAUAGCCACCCACCGAACGGCGGCGAGCACCACGUGCACGGACACAGAAAGCGGCGCGGCGCCGGCGGAAACCACCAGCACACCUUCCAUGACAAAGAGAAACACAUCAACCAUCAUAUACUGCACGAGCUCACGCAUGCCUUCCAUCUUGGAAGCAUGGUCAUUCUAACAGUCCUGUUGGUUGAGACAAAAUUGAAAAUACUAGCUAUGGGAAAGAAGUUUUUGAAUCACAAGAUAGAGGUUUUCGAUGCUUUUGUAAUCACCGUAUCUUGGGCAUUAGACAUUGCAUUCUGGGAAGGUUUGUGGGCUCACCCAGAAAACGAAGCAGCAAAUAUCAUGAUUUUUAUCCUUCCUUGGAGAGUUAUAAGGAUAGUCAACAGUUUCGUGAUGGUCAUACAAGAAAAGGACCAAGUUCAGUUGAAAAUUGUCAAACAACAAUACCGUGGCUCUGUUAAAAGAGCCAGCGACAUGAAAAUGAAAGUGGAAUUGUACAGGAUCGAGUUGCGUCAUCUACAGAGCUUAUGUCGCAGACGCGGCGCGACAGAAAAAGAAAUCCAAAGUUGUGCCCCAGAAGGUAAGAGGAGGAGAAGUAGUUUGUUACCGGUGUUAACUCGAUUGGCCUCAGUAGGACUCCUUGGCUCAGUCAGCAGUAGUGCCGAUCUCACCAAGGAGGCGGCGUCUAACGACACCUCAGACGAAGAGGAUUCCGCUGUUGAGAUCACCAGCCGUCCAAAUAGUAACUAUAGCAAUUACAGCAGCGACUGUCUAAGUCUGGCCAGGACAGUAUCGACCGGAAGCAGCGUAUCAGCUUUUCCCGCCAGCACCAGCUUAGAAAACCUUGUGCACGAUAAUUUGGCCUAUGUUGACGAAAAACCUCCAAACUAUAGGGAAGUCUCCAACGAAACAAAGGCUGAAGAUGACUUUCAUACCAAGCUGUGAUUAACAUAAAUACCCGAAGACAUUUGUUCAAACUCAAUUGUUCAAUUGGUCAACAAGAGUACCAACGCCAUGUUGGUUCCCGCCAAAAUGAGUCUGUAUGCCUCCGCCAGAAACUAAAACGCCGUCGUGGGCAACAUGUGAUAUCUGUAUCAGCACAUUCUGUAUAUAGACCGCGGGAUGAGAUGUGGUGUUUUGUAACUGUUCUUUGUGGUCAAAUGUAAGAACAUGGCAGAGGAGAAAAUGAAGAUACCUGAAAUGAUCAGACUGAAACAUUUGCGAUGAAGACAGCAAACAUCUGCUUGGAAUGGUGCCUUGAUUUCUUAAACUGACUUUUUACUAAUUUGUAGCCUUUUCAAGAGAAUGGAAAUAACAGUAUUAUUAUUGUUUGUAUAUUUCUCAUGGAUUAGUCUAAGGGUUUUUUUUCACCGAUGCGAAAGCUUUUGGAGAAUUUUUUUAAAAGGAGAUUUGAAAAUUGGAAUAAAAAGCAAAAAGUAAUUUCGUUAGCGGUAAUUUAAAAGAUGGAUUCUAAUUGUGUUUUAUUUUUAAAGAUUAGUAUAUAUGAAAAAAUUAUGAAGAAGAUAAUACCUUUCGUAUUCUUUGUUUUCUAAUCGACGUGAAGCUGUGAUAAUCUAAUACUGAACUUGAUUCAGUUUUUGUUUUGUUUUUCUUUUUUUACCCGUGAUGCACUUGUAGCACUAUUCAAAUUGGAGAUCAUUAUUUCGUCAUAUGGAUAUGAGAGGUGUUCGAAUGGUUUCAUCAAAGUGCACUGUAAAUACAUUAAUCACUGUCUCAGUUGGCUAUCGAUACCUUAUACACGCAUUUUCAUUACUACUCUACAGGAAUUCUCUCUUGGUUUCCUCACUUGUUUGUAUAUCUGUAAAUUUAAGACAGGGGGCUAAAUAAUAAGCAAAAGAGAUAUUUAAAAUAAUUUUUUAAUUUGUUUAAUGUAUUGAACUGAACUUGUUUUGUUAGCCCUAUUAGUUUGUUAUUUCUCGUUUCGUUUUCUGUUUUAUAGCAGUGCUAUCAUAUUGUGUGAAUGAUUCAAAUGUGAAUGUGGUUUUUUUUUCACCGAUUUCAUUUUUAUAAUUUUGUGUUGAGUUUAUUUAUAUUCAGACUCUGAAUAAAGUCAAACUUUGUAAAUUUA